CAAGAUGCAACGUCACGUCUAUCUGUCAUGGCGCUGUACAGCAGUCAAUGUUGACUUUUUGAGUAGACGACUGGCUGAAGAAAUUGACACGGUUUUACUUAUAGAAGGGGUACAGUACAUUUAAACGCAAUCUUGGUUUGGUGAACAUCUGUAGAAGUAAUCAGGAUGGCGGAGCCAGGCUCAAGCGACCCUGGUGGCCCCUCUAGCACUCCAGCAACGCCUGGAGGGAGUGGCAGGGGAUUGGUGAUGGGACGCCGGCUUCCAGCUACCCUCUCCACCGGCCGCUUCCCUUCCAUGCGCACCAAAGACCUCACCUUAGGAGGGGUGAAGAAGAAAACCUUCACCCCUAACAUUAUUGGCAGAAAAGCUAAGGAAGAGCAGAAGGUUGAGGCUGGGCAAAGGAGGGAAAGGAGAGAGAAUGAUCGGGGUCGUGAGCGAGGUGGUAGGGGUGGUCGGGGCCGGGGACGUCCAGAAGUCAUCCAGUCCCACUCUAUCUUUGAGCAAGGGCCUGCAGAGAUGAUGAUGAAGAAAAGAGGCGGCUAUGAAGGUGAGAGAGAUGCACCAAGUGUGGGUCCCUCACCCAUCAUCAACAUUAAGAAGGAGAAGAGGGAGACUGAGGAAGAGACCAAAGAAAUUUUGCGCAAUCUGGAACGAGACAAUUUCCUGGAUGACCCUCACCUAAGGAGUGAUGUAAGGAGCUGCCCUGUUCAGCUGCCCCUGGCUGUGUCAGGGUGGGGAUUCAAGGAAGAAAGUGAUGUCACUGAUAUAGCCUUCAAACCAGACAAGUCUGAGGAGGACAUUGAGGCCACGGAGGGAACAAAUGCAGUCAAGGUGAAGCAGGAGCCAGAAGAUGCUCCAGAGGUCAAGAAGAUGGAACCCACUUUCAGACGACCUCCACUCCCUGAGCCUGAAGUUUUACCUGAGCUGCUGGAGACCUGGAGUCAGAGCAAAGUGGAGGAGCUGUUCUUCAUCCAGCUCCCUGACUCUCUACCAGGGCAGCCGCCCACCCAAGAGGUCAGGCCAGUGAAGACAGAGAUGCAGUCAGAGGAUGGACAGUCCAUGCUAUUGAAAAGUGAAUCUCAAGAGGAGCAGCAGGAGGAGAACAGUUGCCAUCUGAGAGACCUGCAGGAGGGUCUGGUGGGACGACUGUUGGUUCGGAAGUCUGGUCGGGUGCAGCUCAUACUGGGGCAUGUCACACUAGAUGUGGCUCUAGGAACCUCAUGCGCUUUCCUCCAGGAGCUGGUGUCAGUUGGAACAGGAGAGGGCCGGACUGGUGACUUGUCAGUGCUGGGUCACAUCAAACACAAAUUGGUCUGCUCGCCAGACUUCGAAGCCCUGCUGGAGAACAGAGUAUGAUGAACCAGGACAGGAUGACCAGGACAAAUAUAAGCACCCACCAUUAGGCCAGGGUUUCUACAGUACAGUGGGGACCACAUACAGAAUAACACAGACCGUGCAGUGCUGUAUAAGGUCUAUAAGGACAGUAGUACCACAAGCAAACAUGGCACCUAAAACCUAUACAUGUUUUUUCAGGUGUCCAUUGUUGUAACUUGUCCCUGGAUAGUUUCAGAAUGUGAAAUAGAAAGUCUUGUAACACAGAUUUCCUACCACUAGUUUGUAAGAAAAGUUGGCUUGUUUACAGAACAUUUUAUUUAUUUUUCUCUGCUGAAAGCGAUGGAGAAAGAUUACCUUGUUUGAGAUGUGUGCUAAAUGACUCUAAUAAAGGGAUGGUACAGUAUUCUCUCAUUAAAAAUGAUUAGCCUACAUGAAUGUGCCAAAUUCCAAAUGUUCUAUUUAGUGAUGUAGUGGUAAAGAAAAUAGGUGGGUAAACUCUGAUUGRCGGUCGCGCUGUAAAAAUGAACGUGCUCUGCUUCCAUUUUUAAAAUGUWUUUUUUUUUACUGUCACACAAAAGGUCGGUAAACUGUCACACAAAAGGUAGGUAAACUGUCUCACAAAAAAAGGUGGGUAAACMGCAUUUACUUGUGUUUACRCUCUACACCACCGGUCCUAUUCCAGUUUUGUAAGCAGAUCACACUCAGGUCUAAGCUUGGGAGGGAUGAGUAGAGCAGUAAUAUUUCCCAUGUGGUAUCCUGUAAAACGCAUACCUAAAUGACUGGAUGUAAGAUGAAUAAAAAUAACAAAAGUU
This is a messenger RNA of Salvelinus sp. IW2-2015, 2147 nucleotides long. Its product is annotated as DNA-directed RNA polymerase III subunit RPC4. Gene Ontology annotation, molecular function: DNA binding. Gene Ontology annotation, cellular component: RNA polymerase III complex. Lineage: Eukaryota; Metazoa; Chordata; Actinopteri; Salmoniformes; Salmonidae. Gene Ontology annotation, biological process: tRNA transcription by RNA polymerase III. The record is from RefSeq and is a predicted model, not a curated record.